GCAACUUCAUUGUCAGCGCGAAGUUUUAUCUUCGAAGAGAAUUCCCGCGGUUCUUGUCUUAUAAUUUCUACGUAAAUCUUUUUUGCAAAUUCUUGUUAUAUUUCCCUAAUCUUCAGGCGUAACUUCAUCGCUACCAAAUUAACGUCCACCGAUGAUCAGCAACGAACCAUGUUUUCGGAAUCGUUGCACGAAAGAUCAUCCAAGCUGCAAGACAUGGUGGAAAGGUUUGUAAGUCAAGUCCGGGGUUUUAAUGCCCAGGAACUGGACAAAAUAUGCAACAGCGAAGUGCCAUCGUUGCUGGACAUGACCAUCACCAACGUCGACCAGAUGAACGAGAUAUUAACAUUGGCCAACCAACAGAAACGAGUCACGUCUUCACCAUCAGACCUGUCCAAGAACAGUAAUAACAAUGAUGGCGUUCAUAGAAGUGACUCUCAGAGUGGUCAUGUUGAUGAUGUUGAGGAUGAUCUGAGUUUUGAUUUGGCACUUGAGGAAGAACUGGAGAACGAGCUUAGAGAUAAUGCUGCAUCACAAGACACGGGCCAAGCGUCUUUUAGCUUCGUUAGCAAUGAAAUCGAUGACGAAUUUGAUGAUGAUGAUGAUGAUGCUCUUGGUGCGCUAUUGGAGGCUGUGGCAAAAUCCGCUCCCAGUAAUGAGAAUGACCAAAGUGUAGCAGAAGAUCUGGAUCAACCUGUAGACCCCAAAUAUCUCCACAUAUUGAAGGUGUAUUUUGGAUAUUCCAAGUUUCGACACAUGCAGUGGAAAAUCAUUAACUCAAUAUUGAAUUUAAAAAAGGACAAUUGUGUUGUCAUGCCGACAGGUCAUGGUAAAAGUUUGUGCUACCAGUUCCCGUCGGUAUUCUCCGGAAGAACCAGUAUUGUGAUAUCUCCGUUGUUGUCCUUGAUGCAAGACCAGGUAUCAGCUUUAAACUCUGCCAACAUUCCAGCCUGUUGCUUAGAUUCUUCUCAGACAAAUUCUCGUUCGACAAUCGAAGACCUCUACAGUGGAGAAUAUCGUUUCCUCUACAUCACCCCAGAGUAUGCCAUCCUCAGUAUUCAGCUAAUAGAACAACUACACAAGGAGAUUGGUAUUGAUGUCAUUGCCAUCGAUGAGGCCCAUUGUGUGUCGCAGUGGGGCCACGACUUUAGAUCUGCUUAUCGACAUUUGGCUAAAAUACGUCUUAACUUACCCCAGAUCCCAGUGGUUGCCCUCACUGCAACGGCUACACCUGAUGUGAUGAAAGACAUAUGCGACAACCUCAAACUGGUGAAACCAAUUGUCACCUGCACUGGAUUUAACAGACCCAACCUGUUCCUGUCGGUCAAACCGAAGUCUGGAAAUCCUGCUGGUGACCUCAAGCCACUGAUGGUUCCCAGGGACAAUGGCUAUGACUCUGACAACUCCACCAUCAUUUACUGCCCUACCAAGAAGGCCACUGCUGAGAUCUGUUCUGUCAUUGAAGGUUUUGGUAUUUCUUGCCGGACCUACCAUGCUGGAAUGUCAGACAAAGCCAGGAAGGAAUCUCAUAGAAAAUUUAUCAAUAAUGAAAUCCAGGUAGUGGUGGCCACAAUAGCAUUCGGUAUGGGCAUCGACAAACGAGACAUCAGAACUGUGAUUCACUACGGCGCUCCCAGAGACAUUGAAUCAUAUUACCAGGAAAUUGGCCGAGCAGGGAGAGAUGGCUUACCCAGUCUCUGUAGGGUCUUUCAUGCUCCUGCAGACUUCAACAUUCAUCGGUUUUUUGUGAAAGACAUUGCCAAUAAAUCAUUCCGCUCGCACAGGCUGAAGAUGUUGUCCAAGAUGGAAACCUUUUUGAAUACUACAUCCUGCAGACGAAAAUUACUUCUUGAACAUUUUGAAGAUAAAAAUGCUUCGCAAAUUGGUGGAGGAGAAGACUGCUGUGAUAACUGCCUCAAAAGGAUGGAAAGUGAGCGCAGGCGCAAGUUUAUGGAAUCGGGUAACCAACUCCAUACAGUGAGAAUUCCAGAUUUUGGCAAACCCAGUGAUUACGGUCAAGAAGCUCGCUAUUUCUUGGAAGCGAUUCAGAUGAUGAAGGGCUACUGUGGCAUCGCGACCGUUGCCCUGUUCUUGAUGGGGUCAGCGGACAAGAAGGUCCUACGUUACACUUCAGAGCCAAACUAUGGCAUCGGAAAAUACAAGAACAAAAAAUUCUGGGUGGCAUUUGGUCGAGCUCUGGUGUGUGAGGGUUACCUGGAGGAGGUUGCUACCAAGAACAGCUUCUGGAUUUCCAUCAGCGUCUCAACGAAGGGCAAAAGUUGGUUGAAACAAGCCAAGCAAGACGACGAGUACAAAUUAGAACUGACGCCAACCCAGGCCAUGAUAGCAGAAGAAAGGGUUCGCAUCCGGGAACCUGUUGCUAGUUCCGCCUACACCUCCAGUUCCUCGUUUGAUUUUGAUAAAUAUACUCGUGCAAAACCAUCAGUUCUUCCUUCCACUGCCGCUGCUUCAUCAUCCGUUGUUAAAAUGCAGCCGAGUGUACCUGAGGUUGACGAACGUGUCGAAGCUUUACAGAUCAGACUCUACCGACUCUUAGCGAAACUCAGGAAUGAUUUUGCCCAGGAAUAUGACCUGCCUCCUCAUGCCAUUGCCAGCAAUAAGAUUCUUCUGGACAUUGUCAGAAUUAGACCAAAAGAUAAAAAAUCCAUGUUAAAGAUUGAAGAAUUCCCUCAAGCCAAAGUCGAAAAAUACGGUGAUAUAUUCCUCGACUCUCUGGUGCCAUUCUGCAAGGACAAUGAUCUGCAGCUAGACAACUUUCCGGACGUUGAAUUUGAAGAGCCUAACUUUGAAGAUUUGAAUGUCUCACUAUUACCGAAGCUUGACCUGUCCAGUUUGUCUGAGACUCAACUCACUUCAUACCACCUGUUUGCAACGGACAAUAAAAGUUUGGACGAAAUAAGCAAAGCAAGGAACCUGAAGAUUAGUACUGUGCUAAACCACCUGUGUGCAGCAAUAGAAGCUGGUGCCAACCUUGUUAUAGAGCGGUUAGGUUUACCACUUUCUACGUACAACCAAAUCUCAGCUGUUAUAACCGGACCAAAGAUUUCUUACAAUGUCAGCCGUUUGACACAAAUCAAAGAUGUGCUGCCGAGUACUGUGGACUUCAACCAAAUAAAACUUGUUAUUUCACUGCUGAAACAGAAGAUGGGUUUUAAGACAACUGUUACUGGUGAAACUUUUCUAUUAAAACCAAAAGAAGAAUCGGAUUCUUCUCCAGCCCAGUCUCCAAAGGCAGAGGCAAAGGAAGAACCACAACAGCAGAAACCACAACAACAACAACAGAAACCGAAACAGCAAGCAGCUGGAGGAUCGGGUGGUGGAACUGGUGAUUCCACUAAGAGAAAACUACCGUUUUGGAUGAUGUCAAAACCUGCCAGUAUGAGCAAGAAGCAAAAGCCUUAAUUCAUGCAAAAAGGGGCAAUGGGGGGAGCCAGCUUUUUAUGUCACUCAUACAUUGUUUAAA
Messenger RNA from Octopus sinensis (East Asian common octopus), 3481 nucleotides. Its product is annotated as Werner syndrome ATP-dependent helicase-like. NCBI's taxonomy places the organism in Eukaryota, Metazoa, Mollusca, Cephalopoda, Octopoda, Octopodidae. The transcript has 28 exons. Gene Ontology annotation, cellular component: cytoplasm; chromosome; nucleus. Gene Ontology annotation, biological process: double-strand break repair via homologous recombination; DNA replication. The record is from RefSeq and is a predicted model, not a curated record. The coding region runs from base 169 to 3420 and encodes 1083 amino acids. Gene Ontology annotation, molecular function: ATP binding; four-way junction helicase activity; 3'-5' DNA helicase activity.